CAAAAUGGCCGACACUCCCUCGCCGCCCUCUCCUAGAGCCGGGGGAGGGCGCCGCGGAGCUGCACCGCGUUCGGGCCGGGUCCGGCAGCCCCCGCCCCGCUCCCGUUGACGUCAAGGACCGCCCGGUACCGUGUUCCUCCCCUCAUUGUCAGCGCUCGCACCCGCCGCCCGAGUCCGAAGCCCCCGGCGGGCUGCGGCUGCCCAAGCCUGGGCUGUCCCGCCGGCUAGAGCGCGCCGCGGGCGGGAAGGAGGCCCGGCCGCUCCAGCUGCCCAGGUGGCAACUGGUGCUGCAGGAAUAUUUGGAAUGUAGAAGAGGGAGGAAGAGUGGCCCCUCUGCCUUGCCCCUCUGCCCACCCGCCUGUGGAGGGUGAGAUUGCCUCUAUUCAAAGAAACGAUAACGUACCAGGAACACACAAGGUGUUAAAAACCACACCAUUCACCCAGACUAAGCAAAACUUUCACCUAAAAGGAAUAAAAAAUAAACAUGGCAGAAUUUACAGGUUACAAGGAAACCUCAAAUCGGCAUCUACGAUUCAAAUUGCAGAGUCUUAGUCGCCGUCUUGAUGAACUGGAGGAAGCAACCAAAAAUCUGCAGAAAGCAGAGGAUGAGCUGCUUGACCUCCAGGACAAAGUCAUCCAGGCAGAAGGCAGCAACUCCAGCAUGCUGGCUGAUGUUGAAGCCCUGCGGAAAAGAGUGCUGAAAAUUGAAGGCAAGGAUGAAGAAAUUAGGAAAGCUGAAGAGCUUUGCCGGUUAAUGAAAGAAAAACUUGAAGAGGAAGAGAGCCUCACCCGAGAGCUGAAGUCAGAAAUCGAACACCUUCAGAGGAGAAUGGCAGAGCUGGAGAAGCUGGAGGAGGCCUUUGGCAGGAGCAAGAAUGACUGUACACAGUUGUGUCUUAGCCUCAAUGAAGAAAAGAACUUGACCAAAAAGAUAUCUACAGAAUUAGAAAUACUUAGAGUGAAAGUCAAAGAACUGGAAUCAUCUGAGGACAGGCUGGAUAAAUCUGAGCAGAGCUUAAUGGGUGAGUUAGAAAAACUGAAAUCCUUAACAUUGAGUUUUAUCACUGAAAGAAAACAUUUUAAUGAAAGAGAAAAGCAGAAUGAAAAAAUAAUCCAGGAGCUAACACAGAAACUAGAACAAAACAACAAACUAAAUAGGGCAGAUCAAACUAGAAAUGCAUCCAACUUGCUAGAAAGGUCAUCAAAUAAUCUCCUGGACAGAAAUGAUUUGAGAAUUGAGGAUGACUUGACUUCUGUGUUGCCCUCUAAGGAGACCAGGAGGAAGGGAAGUGUGGAUUACCUGAAACAUGUAGAAAAUGAAACCAGGAGUAAAUCAGAAAACCAAAAGAAUAAAAAUCAGGAAGACAACAAAGUGAAAGAUCUCACCCAAGAAAUUGAGAAACUUAAAACUCAGAUCAAACGUUUUGAAACUUUAGAAGAAGAACUUAAAAAAAUGAGAGCCAAAAACAAUGACCUGCAAGACAGUUACUUGAGUGAACAGAAUAAAAACAAACUCUUAAUGGGUCAGCUAGAAGAAGUAAAAAUGCAAAUAAAGAAACAGAAAGAUCUGGAGAAUGGAGAGGUUGAAAAUGAAGAUACAAGCUUUUCUAGCAGGGGAAAACAUGACAGACCUAAAUACAGAGGUGUCACAGCUGAUUUGACAGCUGCCAAGCACAAGCCAAGGGAGCUCUCACCGCAGCAGCGCCGGGAAAGAGCAAGGAACAGAGAUUUCUCUGUCAGUAACGACAGCUACACCCACAGUGGUAAGCAUGUGCCCAGUCCAAGCUUAAUGAACAGAAAAGCAGGAAAAGCAUCUGGUGCAUCUGCGCUUUCAGACGCUGCUGUGGCAGAUUCAAAAAGACUGGAAGAGAAAUCUUUAGUUUCCACUUUUUCUUCUGGUCAGAAGGAAGGCUGCGUCAUGCAGAAUGAGGGAAAGAGAUCAAAAGAGCAGCCAUCUGUCCUCAGCCGAUAUCCUCCUGCUGCACAGGAGCAAAAAUCUUGGAAAGCACCUUCCAAACCUGUUGGUGACACAGGCCUGAGAUCCAAGGCUGAAAAGCCAUCUCAGAUGCUCCGUGGCAUCUGCCAAACCAGUGCUGAUGCACGGGAUGAAAAGUCAAGCAAAGGAGAAUCAGUGGCUUCUUUGGCCGAGAAGCUGAAAACAAGUCAGGCAGAAGUCAGUGACUGCUUGGGGGACACAUUGCUCACCAGGGGUAAUCUCGCCUCUUCCAAUGGCACAUCUUCGGCAUACAGGUACCACCUCCCUUCCCAUGUGUCGGCAUUGGACUCUGCUGGCUCUAAAGCAGAAGCAGCAAACACUUUUGCUGCAUCACACAGACAGCCCUUGGAGGGGAGGGCUAAAAGAGCAAUUAUUUCCCAGGAAAAAGAAUUUGCAGACAUGUCACUUGAAAGUGCAAAGCCUUCAACACUAACAAAGCAUCCCCAUCACUCCAGGAGUCAGGAAGACAUUCUGCAGAUUCUAACAGGUCUUGAUAAAGAAGACACGGAGCAGUCUUCAACUUCAGCAGUGGAUCAUGUAAAUGCUGGCUUAAAGAUGGACUCUAAAACCAUCCAGAGUAACCAGGAAAAACUUAAUUCAGAUGAAGAAUUGGGAAGAAGCAAGAAAACAACCACUCACUCAGAUUUUGAGACAAGAAGGAAAGUCAGUUCCAAGCAGUUCUCCAAUUCCAGGGGAGUUUUUAGAGCAUCACUUUUUGAAAAUGACAAAAACACUGUAAAUGAUGAAGACUCCACCAAGUCUAUAAAAUCAUCAGAUGCCAGCACUGGAGGAUUUAAAUCCAGAAGGUCAUUCAGCCCGAGAGAAGCUCUGAGAUCAAAAGCUGUCAUUAAACCUGCAAUUGUUGAAAAGGAUAUGAAGGCAGUCAUGGGAGGGACUGUUUCUGAGGGAGAGUCAGAAAAACAGAAGUCUGUUUUUAAAAUGGUACCAAAUAAGAUGACAAGCAGCAUCACAAUCUUCCCUUCUGAGCCAACAGUUCCAAAGACCAGUGCAGAUAUAGCAGCAAAGGAAAAGCAUGUUACCACCAGCAACAUCAGAGUUGCUCCAAAUGAGCCUUCAGCAAUAACAAACAAUCUCCCCACAUCCUUUGAGAUAUCCAUUAAUAAAAGUGCUCUGAAAUUAUCUGAGACAGACCGAACUGGAGAGGCAGCGCUGAGAAGUAGAACAGAAACAGUGGUCUCCAGAAGCAGCAUUAUGAUAAAGACUUCUGAACUCAUGGAGAGGAACAGUGAGCCACCUUUGGAGACAAUCAGCUGGAAGAGCCAUGGCUCUUCAGAUGCAGCGUCAUCUGAAACAAAACAUGUCACUGUGAGAAGUUCCUGGAGAACAAGACAAGGCUUAGAUUCCCUGGAGGACUCUCAAACCAAAGUGGAGAAAAGUGCAGCUUCCAGUACUACAAACACGUGUAGGUCCUCAGUGGACCUCUCAGAAAUGGAAGGGAACAGUGCAAGAACAAACUCCUUGGAGCAGACCUCAGCAAGGACCAGUGCCACAGCUAAUUCCUGGAGUGCCCCUGAACUUGGGUCCCGAAGGACCAAAAGUAACUUAAGUGCAUCAGAACUGCUAACACGCAGGAGCUAUGCAAGUGAUCCAACAGUGGCUUCUGCUUGGCACCGGACCACGCUACCUGAUGAAAGCAAAGAUUUUGUGCCCAGUUCUAGAAGAAAACUAUAUGGCUCUUCUGAGUACCUCUCACAGAUUGACACACCAGGGAAAAGGCCAGCCACUAAGAUGGAGCUGCAGGACCCUGAGUCCAACCCCCACACGCCGCUGGGUCUCCAAGCAGAGGAGCAGGUAUGUGAGUUCAAGGACUAUCCAGAAAAGAGAGUUGCAAGGCAAGAAGCCAAUAUCUGAACUGAUGUCCUAGUAACAUAACUCAGAGAACUUGUCCAAAUGAAUGUAAACCUUUUAGGAGAAAUCCAGUCUUAAACUAGCACUGCCCAGAGGUGGAGUGUCUACUGUAUUGCCUUGGUAAAUUAUUCUACUGCUUGUCUAUACCAGUGAAAAAAGUACUACCUUAUUUUUUGUUCUAAACUUGUUUCAGCUAGCUUUAUGGCUAAAAACAUUCUCCAGGGAAUAAAGGGACUGCAUCUAGCCAUCCCCUGGCACACAUUGGACAAUCAGGGAUGGAAAAAACAUUGGAGAGACAAAAACAGAGCCCCUGACUUUCCUGCUUCAGCUGGCUGCUGUACUACUAGGGUGCCUGUUUGCUGCUACAUACCUGAUGCUCUGCAUCCUAAAACACAUCUUUCUGGACACACAAAGAAGUGAAAAAUGGCCCACAUGGCCCAUGACUUACUGCCUGAAAUAUAAAAAAAUGUAUUCCAGCCUCUUCACAGGGGGCCCCCUUCAGAGGAGGCAGGAGUCCAGGCAACCUUUAAUUCCUAGGUGCACAGCCAUACUUAUGCCUGUACAGAAGACUUUUUUUCCUCCUGGCAUUCCCUCUUUGCCUGUGCAGCUGCCCAGAGCAACAUGCAUCUUUCCCUUUAUGGAUCACCCACAGCAGGAAAUAUCUUAAGACCUCAAACCUGUCAUCAGUGUAUCUUACUGGCCGUGCACAGGAGUUGCUGAGUCUUGAUGGGAUAGCAGCAGGACUGCAGCGAGGCAGCUGAGAGCCCUACAUAAUCAUACCUCUUGGUGAAGUUGCACAAAAUUAAGAGCCCGGAGGGACAUAGUCCCAGCUGAGCUUUGCAGACUGGUAUUUAGAGAUAGGUAAUGUUUGGAGUAGAGGGUAGUGAACUGACAAUGUCCCUGUUGGUAGCUGAGGAAGGGGACUCCACAGCAAUGCUCUGUGUGGUCACUAAGAGGUGUCACCCACAGUGACAUUUAUCUGGCCAGAUGCAGGCUCCUGUACCUGAGACUGUGCUGCUUUUGUCUGCACAGAGUGGGUCAAGAGCAAAUAAAAACUUGGGUAACAUCAGAUUCCCAUAACAUACACGCCAUCAUUUGGAUCUGCUGUAUUGCCCAGACCUCCACCAACUGUAACAGGAGCCUGAAUACAUUGCACACGGAGAUUAGCACAUUAGAUCAGCUCCAUCUCCUCUGUGCUGUCAAGUGUUGUGCAUCUCACUUGCCACAUCUAUAUGCUGGGUGUGGAAGUGGGUUCUGGGUAUGCUACAGCAUAAAAAAAGGUAACAGGUCCUGCCUGUCUGGGGCAAGGCCGGGUCAUUCUGCUUUGGCCUUAAUCCACUGUAAACACUGACAGACCCUGUAUCUUCCAAACUGAUAUGGCCACUGCCCUCCCCUGCCCCACCAUCAGGCUAGGAUCCUGAUGGGCUUUGGGAUGGCUACCUAAAGGGCAAUCACGAUACUCUUCCCCAGAGCAAAAAUGCUGCCAGAGGCAGCUGCAGGUCCUGGCCAGUCUGUGAUGCUGUGGGGUCAUCUCUUACAGGGUGCUUCCCGUGCCUGCCGGACAACAUCUCGGAGAUGAGUUGUAUUCCUUUCCACUCAAUAAACACACUGCACAGUGGAGCAAGAGGCAGGAUACUACCAAGCUCAUGGGCGUUACACCUGUUUGUAACCUCUCCAGAGGCUUUAGCUAGCCUGAAACCAGUUUUCUAAUGCGAUUUGCAAGGUACAGGAGCUUUACCAGUGAAUUCAUUUUCUUCAUUGCCGAAGAGACAGCUGCAGAGACUUUGCUCAGGGGACUCCCACUUAUCUCUGUAUCUGCAACCUUAAUCUCCUCCACAGGAUGAUAGGUCUGUCUCCAUAUGGAAAGCUUGACUGCAUAGCCACUCUGAACGACGGUACUCCCUGGACAAGAGAGAACUUCGUGUUAUUCACUUGCAUUUAGACAAGAUUCCAGAAGUAUCCCUGUGACUAUGGGCCACCAGCCCAUGACAGCUGUCCUACACGGCUCCACAACUGAAAGCUUUCAGUUCCUAGGGAGAGCUUGCUUUCUCCUAAUAUUGGCUUGGAUUGUGGUCACCUCAAUACCUGUGUUCCCAGCAUCCUCUAUGUCUAGGCAGGAGGAAACCAUUCUCCAUUGGUUGCUUUAUACAUUAGGAGGACAGGAGAGCAGAAAAUGUUGUUAAGAAGCAGUUUCUUCCCUAUUGCUGUCAGCCUCUGCAACAAGCUUUGCAUGACCUGCUCAUCACCAGCUGAGAUCUUGCACCAAGGAGUCAUGUUCUGAGCCAAAGCAACAGCAGUUCACACAGCAGUGAAAGUUCCUCCUCACUUGGACUUGGGUGCUUUUUUACCUGAAGCUUAAUGUCCAUCAUGCUCUGAAGGCAACAACUCUGCUGCUCAUUCUCAGCAGUUGAGCUCUAAGGGAAAAAAAAGAAACAAGUGGUUUUCCUCGCAGACAAGUAGAAUGUCCUUGUUCCUUCCAAAAACAGGGUGGACGCAGCAGGGUUCAACCCUAAGCUGAGCUCCAGUAUGGCUACCUAGGCAGCCUAAGUCUGUGCCCCUCUUCAGGACCACCCCAUCCACCAUGUCUGGGACCCAGGUGUGGUCAGAGAUACAGAGAUACAUUACCCUGUCAGUGCCCACAGGCCACCCAGUGCAGAUGGCAUCACUGUUGCGCGACGCACCGCCCCCACAGCUCCAAGAGGUGCUCAGGUGUUGGAGCAGCAUCUGCACUGAGCAAGGUGAUUGCAUCUGGCUCACACAGUUGAAGCUCCGCCAGUCCUUCUUUAAAUCCCACCACCCAACUGCAGGGCUGGCACACAGUUUUCCUGUCCUGUACAUGAACACCACUGAUCUCCCCCAGUGCUUUCUUCUGCCUGUUGGAAACAGACACCCCUCUCUGCAGAGGAAUAAGGACAAUGCUGCAGCAGGGAAAAGGUCCUUUACCUGUUUUGGAGGUGCUGCAGGAACAGCUGCAACUCAGCAACUCCCACGUCUGAGUUGCACCCCACACUCAUUCCCACAUCUCACCUACCAGAUGAGCAGCUACUACAGCAGAGUGUGUGUGUGGUGUGUGUGUGACUAUCCAUACAUGCACAUCUAUAUGCCGUAUCUCCUCCCUGUCCAUUGGAAUUUUAUGCCUCAAUUCUGAGAGGCAAAUGAAUCAAAAAAAAAAAAAAAAAAGCUGGUUGGAAAGUAUCUAUGAAAACAUUUAUAUGAAAAGGAAAGUGUUUCACUGACAUGAUUCUUUUUUUUUAAAUAAAGGUUGUUUAGAGGAAGGGGAAAAUUAUUUUUGGAAAAAAGUGUUUCCUUUUGCAAUUUUUAGAUGGUUUCCCAAAUUUAUAUUUUUAACCCUUCAUUUUAUUCUUUUGUAUUUCAUUACAUAUAUGUGUCAAGUUGCAUAACAAGACAAAAAGGUAAUGCUUUUAAACUAGUACUAAGUGGCAGCUUUCAUAAUCUUAAGAUUAAAUUAUAUUAAAAUAAAUUAUAUCAACUGCUAUCUCUUACCAUCUCAUGACAUAGCAGUCCUAGUAGAGAAUGGUAUAAAUAUAUCAUCAAGUAUAAUGGGAAAAAAUUUUAAACUCAAAAUCCAAAUUAAAAGUGAAAGAAACUGAAAUUCGGAAGUUAAAUUCAGAUUUCUGAAAUGCCUCACCCUGCUCUAUGUUUAUCAGGAAUUAUUGAAAAUGAGUGCAUAUUAUGCAAUCUGAAACCACAGUGGAUUUUAUUUUAACAAAUCUGUGAAAUUGCAAUAUCCAUCCUGAGCACCGUGCUUUGCUCAGAGGUUAACUGUAUGGCAGGAUCAUCACCACCAUCAUGUACAAGACAUUACUGAGAUCAAUUGCUUGAAUGGAAUCAGCUUCCCUUGCCUCAUUGUGCAAGCUUGCUUUCCAGCCUCAGCACGCUAAUUCUGACUCUUUGUCCCUUAUUUUUCAUGUUAAAGAAAACAGUUCCUUGCAAAGCUAAAUAUGCUGCUUCAGGUCCUCUUCCAUCUGUUGCAUGGGAGAUACUGCUGCAACACCCCCCCCCCCCACCCCCCCAGCCAGUGCAGCUGCUCUGCAGUGAGCAGCCCAAAUGCCUCCUGCAGUAGCUGCUUGCUGAACCUGGGAGUUUGCAUCUUGGAAGCAGCUUAGCAUGUACCUGCCUCUUCAGACGUCACAGUAAUUACCAUCAUUUACAUUCCCAAACCUGCUGCUAAGCAGGUCUCCAGCUGUAUAAUACAUAGCCAGUUACAGUCACCGUGGAAGAACUGCUGCUGACGACCUGCUUGGCAUUGCAGUUCAGUCUCACAGAGAAGCAGCGUAUUUAGAAGAACCUCCUCCCUGCCCCGUGUCACUGCUGCCCAGGACUUACAGCUUAGUUUUACAAACAGCCGAACAACACAUAUGCACUGAAGAGGACAAGGAUCGCUUUGAGCAGUGACUCUAUGGCUUUUCUCCCAGUGAUGAGUCCCAUCCUGCUGCAGGACAGUGGUCCACAUCCCACAGGACACUCGGGUGCCCAUAGGCAUCCACCAGCCCUCUCCUCCUCAUGUUCUUGGCAUGGAUCCAGCUUAGCAGGGUGCUUCCAAAGCUCCUUCCAAGGGAAUUGGUUUCAAUCCUGACCAGGAAAGCUCUGCAUCCCUAUGACACGACGUGCUGGGUUAACGCAGGCUUCCCUGUACCUACCCACAAAACUCUGACUUACCUAUCAGCUUUUUAACCCCACAGCUCACCCUAAUAACAACCCCAUGCCUGAAGUGCAAGGGAAAAACCACCAGCAGCAAUAGCUGUUGGUUUUCCCCUUCUGUCAGCCAGGACCAGGCUUUUCCUUAGCCACAGGCAACCAGAAGGCUUCACCCUGCUGCUUGGCCUGCUCACAGCACACAGCAGGAGCCACAGCUACUGACCCAGCAAUGCAGCUCUUCUGGCACUGGCUGCUCUCCUCAGGUGCUUCUCAGAGGUGACAUCUCUCCUUUCUCUGGCUGCCUUGGUUGUUCAUUCAAUAUUUUACAGCACAUACCUUGAACUCUUGCUCUAGACUCAGUCUCGCUGCUUGUAAAUAAUGAACACAGAUGUCACUCAGUAACUGUAGACUGGGUUGUAUUUGCUACAACCGAGAUUAAAUCUGAGAAAGAAAACCCUCCUUAAAAUUGAAAGGGGCCAUGCCCUCUAAUCAUGAGUGCAAUAGGAGCUGAUUGUAUUAUUAAACUUAUAGCAAUGACUUCAGGAAACACAAUGUGUUUUACUCAAAUUGCACACUUUUUUGAACAGCUGUAAAAUAGAGUAUAUGUGUAAAUAUUGCCAUCACUGAAGAAGUAUUUGUAAUUUUUGCAUAUAAAUAGAACAGGCUUUUCAGUGGGCUUGAUAAUGCUACAAGGCUGCACAUCAAGCACUCGGGUAAUUCCAAAGUUGUAAAUGUACUUGCUGUACAGAGGAAGUGUGUCAGUGCUCGCUUCUCCCAAGGAAAUGGAGACACUGGUCCCUUUUGGAGAGCCAGCGGCUUUCCCCAGAACAGCUGGCACCAGCCUGAGGGGCCAGCAGCUCGCUGCUUUACAGAGUGGCUUGCUUUGUGUCUAGAAACACCACUGCAGCGUGCAGAGCAACGCCUCUCCAGCUGCUCAGGUAGCAGGGGUGGGGGGUGGGGGGUGGGGGGGGGGGUGUGGGGGGUGAUGGCUUUGCAGUGCAACCAGCAGUGCUACGCAUUGUCAAACUGCAGCUCUCUAAACACAGAUCAGGGGAGGCCUGCGGUCCUGCAGCCAGUAUCUCCAGGAAAAGAAAAGGGCAGGAAGCACAAGGCAGGGCGGCACACCUUGGUGCUUCAAGAGACACUUGAGCAAUUUCCUAGCUACAGAUCGAAGCAAUAGUCACAUCCGUGUCAUCUCUAAUAUAGUAGACCUCAUCUCUGCCACCCUUGCACACCACCGGAGUGGUCAAAGCACUGCUCCAAGGCCAGCCUCCAGUGGAUUGCUCUGUAUGUGAUAAAACAUGAAGCCAUUGUUUGCAGAUGCCUCUGAUGGUCAGUAACCUAAGGACCCAAAGGAUCAUCUUCCUAGGCUGCCCAGCAUGCAGUGCAGGCUCCUGCCUUGGGGAAGCAGUACUCCAGGCUGCAUGGAAUGUAUUUUUAAGAGAAUAAAUCUAUUUUUUUGUAUUUGCAGACAUAUAUUUGGGCUGGGGCAGUUUAGUUAGAAGACAAAUAACACAAGAAAUCUUUUCAUAAUCACAGAUUCAUCCAAGUUAAGCAAAUUUUCCAGGGUUACAGUAUUACCUGUUUCCCUAAAACAAACUUUAUGUCCAGUAGAGCUAUCAGCACUGUUUCACCCUUACAAAACUCUCCCUGUCUCAGCAUGCUCAAUAAAGGGAGGCCGGCUCUUUCCUCCCCAGGCUGUCCAUGCAGUGGAUACAGAUGGUGCUCACCUCCUUCCAGUUACACAGUGCUCUUAGUCUGCAUGCCAAAUGUAAACACACACUUUAACUGCAUGUCUCUCCUGACUCGAACACUGUCAGCUCUACAGUAUAUAACCAAUAAAAACUCUUCUCUUUC
Molecule: messenger RNA, 10381 nt
Organism: Grus americana (Whooping crane)
Lineage: Eukaryota; Metazoa; Chordata; Aves; Gruiformes; Gruidae
Gene: LUZP1
Product: leucine zipper protein 1
Exons: 4
Coding region: 485-3868 (1127 amino acids)
Source: RefSeq, a predicted model, not a curated record